Sphenostylis stenocarpa is the source of this 444-nucleotide messenger RNA. The record is from the annotation of a GenBank genome assembly. NCBI's taxonomy places the organism in Eukaryota, Viridiplantae, Streptophyta, Magnoliopsida, Fabales, Fabaceae.
AUGGUGAUGGCAGCAUUGGAGAGAAAACAUGUUGCCCAAAGGCUUGUUGUGGGCUUCUACAACGUUUCCAUACAAUUUGCAUAUGCAUAUGCAUAUGCAUAUGCAUAUAGGAUGAAAGAAGUGAGAGAUGCUAUUAAAUUUGAGUUGUGGUGGGUCAUGUAUAUAGUUUAUGAUCCAAAAAUAUGGGUAUGUAAGGGAUAUGCUACAGUUUUCAAAUGUUCAAUAAAGCAAUCAAAAGCACAUGCUACCCAAUUGAUUGCAUAUCAUUGUUCUUGCUUUGGAGUCCUUCGUUUGACUAGAGCCGGAUUGAAAAUUGGAUUUCUUGCCAAAUUGACCAAGGUGGCUCCAAAAAACAAGGCAAUUCAGAUUAUGUUCUCACCUCACUCACACAGGUCGCACUCCUUGAAAUCAGGCUUUGGGACUUUACUCAUGACUAAUGAGUAA